AUGUACUCGUCCACCACGUCGCCCUGUAAAGCUCCUUUCAUUCAACAAGACAUUGCUUUUGUCGUGGAAAUUUCAACCUCCACUGGCAAUCUCGACGCAUCCCAUGCUGCUUCAAACUUUGUUGCGAACUACCUCAUCAAACAAAAAGUUUUCAAUGAUGUUUACUCAAACUUUGCUAUUGUGCCCUUCCCCAAUGCCUCGUCGUAUACACCUGGCGGAGGAAUUCAAGACUUUGGUCAAUUGCUGGUAGAAGACUUCGUGCCUGCUUUCCAGAUGAUAUUUGCCGUCUAUCCUAUCACGAAUGGUGCUGUUUCUGAUAUUGAAAGUGAUGAUGGGGUAGAGGCAGCUCUCGAGAUUUCUUCAGAGUUGAAAGCACAGGCUGUCAAUAUACUAACUGUCAGCAUGAGUGACACGGAUGACAUCAAUCUGCAACCUCUUAGUUCAGCUCCUGGUUAUAAUUGGAAUUUGCCAGUUUCCGAAGCAUCAUCAUAUCUGUCAAUGGCUGAGCUCUCUGUCGUCAUGACGUCUACUGCCCCUGUCGCUGCUGCUGCUGCUGCUGCUCCUACUGCUGCUGCUCCUGCUGAUUCAUCUCAGCAAAACAGCUUCAAUCCAUCAUGGAUGCGUUCCACAUUCAAUGGUGGAGGGACUGCUGCCGCACCUGUUCGCUCUCCUAAGACGGACUAUCCUGUCGCUGCUCCGAUAUUUGUGAAGAAUCGCUAUGGCCGUGAAGAUAUGUUAGCCCUCAUGGGAGAAGGCGCCGGUCAUCCACCUCCUGAAGGCCUUCAGAAUUGCCCAUUUUAUGUUGAAGAAGCUCUUCCACCCAUAGUCUGCUAUCCGCUAUCGGACCUGGAACAGCGCCUUCAACAAAAUAUUAAUUCGUCCAAAGCGAUGUCGUCACUUUCACACGCAGAACGUGCUAGUGUGGCUACUGGUGCGGCCUACGGUGGAGGUGGAAAUGAUAGUAAUGCUGGGCACAAAGGUGCUGGAGGCUGGACUCCAGUAAAGCAGUGGGGUCGUAACCAUCCAAAUGCCGCUGCACCUGUGAAAGGAGGCCCAUCACGAGCAUAUGUACCACCAUGUCGAAAUGGUGCUCGAGGAGACAGCACUAGCAACAGUCAAGAACCGCAAUUAACACCUUUUGGGCAAAGAUUUGCAAAUCGAGGUCGUGGUGGUUCCCAAGCAUCCACACGUGGAGGAGGCGUAACCGGUGCAGCAUUCAAUUCUCGGGCUCAGGGUUUGUAUGACCCUCGCGAUCCAAAAGAUCGCCCACGAAAUCGCAUACGCUCUACAAGCGACGAAGGAGAUGCGACAGGAGAAGGAGGAUGGACAACUGCUAGCGUCGGCAAGCAUGGCUGGACUCAAAACAAGGAUGGAGGACAGCAAAAUGCAUGGACUGGCGGGCAAGGAGUACAUGGCACAUCGGCUAAUGAUGUGGAAGAAUCACGCAGGAAAAGCGAGAGUGGGCCUUUACCUGAAUGGAUGGAAGAUGGAGAAGAUCAAGAUAAAGAGUCUCAUCAUGUUCCUGCUGAAUCAACGCAACCAAGAAAAGUGCCUGAUGUCACUCAAAACAAACAUGAAAGGCAACUGUCAAGCAAUUCUGAAAAUCAAAGCGUCGAGAAAGGACCUGCAGUUACCCAGGCGCCGCGUGAUUCUCAUCCUUCAUCGACGAACGUAAUAAAUGCUGAUGCCGACAGUUCGCGAAGUUACUCAUCAUUGCGACCGCAAGGUGAACCAGCUGGAUACCACCCUUCUGUGCCUUCACAAAAUCCCGUGGUUGUUCCUGGACCUGUACCUGCUGCUCCCCCGUCAAUGAUUCAUCCACCAGUUCCCCAAUUUUAUUACUUGGAUCCAACGAAACAGGAGCGCGGUCCUUUUGAAAAGCUUCAAAUGGAGAGUUGGUAUAAACGUGGAUUCUUCACGGAAGGAUUGGAAGUGCGGCGUAGUACUGAAACAAAAUACAGAACUUUAGGAGAACUAAUGCAAAUGAACGGGCGAAUGACACCAUUUGACUACAAAGACGAUGUAACUACUCAUCCACCCGUAACAGCGUUUUCGAAUUCAACGCAACAGUACGCAAACCUCUUCGCAAGUGGAGGGAUGUGGAGUGACUUGGCUGCUCCUACCAAUAUGAUGUAUAAUCAGGCUGCUUAUGAUCCCAUUGCUGCUGAAAGAAAGCGAAUCGAGGAGGAACAACGACGGAUAUUAGAGGAGCAAGCAAAGAUGAGAGAAUAUCAAGAACAGAUGGUUAGAGAAUUGCAAAAACAGAGGGAAGAACAUGAAAAACAGUUGAUGGAGCAAAGACUUGCGCUCCUCAAACAUCAGGAGGAGAUCGAACGACGAGAACGUGAGCUAAAGGAGACAGCCGAAGAAACGAAAGCUCGACUAGAAAUGGAACGGCUUGCGCUCGCUGAAAAAGCUCGUCAAAUCGAAGAGGAGCGUGCAGCUAAACUUAAGGAGGAAGCUCGAAAGGAGGAAGAAAGGCGAGCCGAAGAAGCACAGCGGAAACGUAUGGAAGAAGAAUUUGAGAGACAACGGAUUGAAAGAGAACAACUCAAGAAACAACAAGAGGCUGAGCGAGAAAGACGUGCUAAAGAGGCUGCCGAAGAAGAAGCUCGACGUGCUCGGGAAGCAGCGGAAGCUGCUGCCCUUGAGAAGGCGCGUCUUCAACAGCAAGCAGAAAACCAGCGAAAGCAGAAAGCCGCCGAAGAAAAUCGUAAAAACGUCGCAGCUCAAGAAAAGGCCGAAAAGGAAAGGCGUCAAGAGCCCGCAAAAAGCUUUGAGAUUGAAGAAGUUUGGCAGGCUGCUCCAAAGCCGUCUUCGCAACAUGCUGGAGAGAGUGGAGUGAAGAAGACCACCACUACUAAAGUUGCGCCAUGGGUAGCUGCAUCAGCUGUACAACCAGUGAAAGAGAAGACUUUGAAGGAGAUUCAGGAGGAAGAAGAGCGGCAGUUGCGUGCGGAGCAGGCACAGCAAGCACGUUUGAGAAAAGAGCACGAGACAAUUAACCUACAAGCAAGUGCUACGUGGUCAAACGCAUCGCAGCGCCUUCAGUGGAAUCAGCCGGCUCAGCAAACUCCUGCCGCUAAGACAGCGACCGUCGUUAAACCUGCUUGGGGUGGAGCAGGUGUAGAGCCACCAAAGGCAACAUCUUCUCCAUUCUGGGACAGUCCACCACUACAGACAGCUAAUAAACCUGCAAAUAAUUCGGCGAAGAAGGCGGAAAAAGGUUCUAACGCAAAGUCAUCCGCUUCUAAGGGCGGCGCUAAUGCUCUGGCUAACGAAAAGGCUGCCAAGCGUGCUCUCGGUCUAGGCGAAGACAACAGCGUCUUUUUGGAAUGGGUGGUUCAGCGAUUAAAAGAGCUCAAUUCGACUGUUGAAGCAGAUGUGCUCGCCAUGUUCAUUGAAGGUGUCGAGAAUCCCGACGAGGUGGAAGACUAUGUGAUGGGAUACCUGGGAGAUUCGAAGGCAGUCAAAGAAUUUGUUAGAGAAUUUCUACUAAAAAGGAGCGAUUUUCGAAAUCGUAAACAAAACGCGGUAAAGAAUGAUCUCUCGAGUGCUCGUGGAGCUCCAGAAUCGGGUAAUGGAGCAGGAUUUUCGGCAGUACAGGGGAAAAAGAAGAAAAAUAAGGGCGCCCGGCUUGUUGUUGAUGGCUCAUGUUUGGGUUUCCGUGCGACCUCAGAUCCAAAUCGGGUCAACCAAGGAGAGAUUGAGACUGUAACACUUUCUUCUGGACAAAAGAGAUAG
Molecule: messenger RNA, 3744 nt
Organism: Haemonchus placei
Lineage: Eukaryota; Metazoa; Nematoda; Chromadorea; Rhabditida; Trichostrongylidae
Source: the annotation of a GenBank genome assembly